GAGAGCUUGGGGCGGAUUCAUGGAGUAGCGAUGGCUAGAGGAGUGUCGCGGAUAUUUGGUCUUCUUUUUGCUGACGAUUGUCUGCUCUUCUUUCAAGCCAAUCACGGAGAGGCAACAGUUAUUAAGGAGUGCCUUCUUGAUUAUGAAUAUGCUUCGGGUCAGGUGGUUAAUUUUAACAAAUCUAAGGUUUUUUUCAGCUCUAACGUUUCAGCCAGCACUAGGGAGGGGUUAGUGGAGCUUCUUGGUGUGGGCCUCGCGACUGCAGAGGAAAAGUAUUUAGGGCUGCCGGCUCUCUUCGGGCGGAAUAAAAGGGAGAUUUUGAUUUAUUUGAGACAGAGGGUGGUUAAGAGGAUUCAAAGUUGGAACAAUAGGUUACUUUCUCAGGAAGAGAGGUUCUUUUAUAGACAGUGAUUCAAGUCAUGCCUUUAUAUGCGAUGAAUGUUUUUCUUCUUCCUAAUGAGCUUUGUAAGGAACUGGAAAUUCUUAUGAAUGGCUAUUAGUGGACCGGUAACACUGGAAAGGGUAUCCGAUGGAGGGAUUGGGAGUCAUUUUGUAAAUUCAAAAAGUUUGGAGGGCUGGGUUUUCGAAGAGUUAGGCAGUCUAACGUUGCUAUGUUGGCUAAGCAGACGUGGAAAUUAUUCACCGAGACUGACUCUCUGGUCGGUCGUGUUUUUAAAUCCCACUAUUUUCCUAAUGGCUCUUUUAUUUCAGCUAGGCUUGGUAAUAAUCCUUCAUUUAUAUGGCGUAGUAUUUUUUAGGCUCAAACGGUUAUCAGGGAGGGUUAUCGUUGGCGGUUGGGGGAUUCUAUUAAUGUUUGGGAGGAUCUAAAGGUUGCACGGCUUCUUUUGCCCUCUUUUGAAGGUGGUUGGGAUUCAGAUUGGGCCAGUGAGCUUUUUAAUGACAGGGACCGUAGGCUGAUUCUAAGCAUUCCCUUAAGCCGGAGAGCAGUUCCAGACCGUUCGUAGUUGCUAUCGAAGACUCGUCGGGGAGAUGUCUCUAGACGGGUGGUGGGGCUGGACAUCGGCCUGGAAAUGGAGGCUCCCACCAAAAAUGAAGUCUCUUUUAUGGCAGAUUUGUAAUGGUUCAUUACCAACAACCAUGAAUCUUCGUCGACGGCGGGUGGACUGUGCCGUGAAGUGCGGGCUGUGUGGGCGGAGGACGAAUCCCUUCUUCAUCUUUUUGUAUUGUGUCCAGUGGCUACUGCUGCGUGGCAUUUCGUGGGCUGGGAUUUCACAGGUCAGAUUUUUACGUCCUUUUUGAGUUGGUUGGAGGGGGUUUUUUCUAGCAGAGAAGGGGAAGAUUUGCUGAAAGUGGCGUGGGGAUGCUGGGGCUUGUGGUCGGAACGAAAUAGGAGGGUGUGGCAGGGGGAGUUUCUUGGUCCAGCUCAGAUUAUGCAUAAAGCAGGGUGCUUCGUGGCUGCUCGGAGUUCGGCCCAGGUAGAGGACAAGUGGACGGCGCAAGGACUUGCGACAGUUGCUCAAUGUUGGAAGAGACCAAAAGAUGGAUGGCUGAAAGUAAAUGUGGACGCAUCUGUGGGAGCAAUGUUGGACUCAUUUUCAAGUUUUGUUGUAUAGUUUCAAUCCUUACGAAUGUCUAGCUUUCUAGUUUUACUGUUGCAUUCCUAUUUCUUUAGUACGAGGAGGGAAAAGCUUUUGUGCAAGAAGAAUAGAAGAUGAGGAAAUGGAGAAGUCGUGUACGAUGGUGUUCAGAUUUGAAAUCCGAGGGGGGUCUAUGGGAAUGUGUGUGGAAUAUUUUGUGUGUAUAAUUCUAUCAUAAUCA
This is a messenger RNA of Cuscuta europaea, 1779 nucleotides long. NCBI's taxonomy places the organism in Eukaryota, Viridiplantae, Streptophyta, Magnoliopsida, Solanales, Convolvulaceae. The record is from the annotation of a GenBank genome assembly.